This is a messenger RNA of Podarcis raffonei (Aeolian wall lizard), 2232 nucleotides long. It is a transcript of the gene RNF228, whose product is annotated as RING finger protein 223. Gene Ontology annotation, biological process: protein ubiquitination. NCBI's taxonomy places the organism in Eukaryota, Metazoa, Chordata, Lepidosauria, Squamata, Lacertidae. The transcript has a single exon. The record is from RefSeq and is a predicted model, not a curated record. Gene Ontology annotation, molecular function: ubiquitin protein ligase activity. The coding region runs from base 1 to 789 and encodes 262 amino acids.
AUGGACGAUUGCGGAGGCAACAGCUUGAAGGCAAAAGCAGGUCCGGAUGGGGAGCCGGAAGGUCCCCAAGGGGAGCCCACGGGGGUGUCCGCCCCUCCCAGGACGGAGGAAUGCCGAAUCUGCUACAGCCCUUUCGACGUGGAGUGCCGCCCGCCGCGACAACUCGAGUGCCUCCACACUUUCUGCCUCGAUUGCCUGAGCCAGGUACAUCAAGCCGAGCGCUGCAGGCGCGGCCUCCGCCACAGUAACCCCGGCGCGGCCACCAUCACUUGCCCGCUCUGCAGGCACCGGACAGCCCUGCCAGACGGCCGCGUGUCCAACCUGCCCGUCGACCGCGCACUGGCCGCCACAAGCUGCCCGCUGCCUCCAAAGCCCUUGCAGCCUGUUCGGCCUUCGCAAGCGGCGGCCCAGCCUGCCCAGCAGCGCCCCCUGCCGGACCAGGGCGGCGGCAGGAGCAGCAGCGACGGGACGGCGCCCCAGCCGCUUCCUUCUGCAGUUCCCGCCGGAGAAGCGGAGCCGGGCUCGGGAUGCCACAGUUGCCACGGGCGCCCCCAGAGGCUCGUGGAGAAAAUUCCUUGGGUGUGGGUCGCCUUCUGCCUCCUCUUCGGGGCGUUCUUCUCCAUAGCAUUCAUUAGCGCUCUGCUGUGGAACUGGAGCCCGUGGGUCCUAUUCCUGGGGGCCUCCCUCUGCUGCAUCCUGCCCUGUUGCCUCAUCCUCUGCUACACAGAGAUUAGGAGAUACCAGAGGGAAUCCCCUCCUUGCCCACCCUGCCUGGUCCUUCCCUUUUAGGUUCUUGCAUCAGAAGAUGUGCUGGUGGACUUCUGGCCCGUAAGGGCUUAAUGGGGACCGGCCCUACCGUUAGGCAAAGAGCGUAAGAAGAGACCUGUUAGAUCAGGUCAAUGGCCCAUCGCAGACCAGCUUCCUAUUCUCACGGUGGCCAGCUGAAUGCCUACGGGAAGCCUUUCCAUUUCAUGCACAGAAACCAACCAGGCUAGCAGCCGCAUUGUACUUCAGCACUGCUGAAGGGACAGCAGACUAGCUUAAAGUGUGUUGGCCAGGGUAGGACGGGGCUGGAUGGCAUGCACAGCUCUGCCCUUCAGCACCAUCCCACUGCUCCCUGACCACACCUCACUGUGCCUAAUAGGCUAGCCCUAUUAGGGGUGCCAUGUACACUCAGCAACGAUUGUUGUGUUUUUUUUAUAGCCAGGGAGAGGGGAAGAGGUCCAUGCUGGUGUUUCUGCCUAAGCUGCCAAAAUCACUUGACUGUGCACCCUGAAUUUGGAGAGGGGCACUUUGUCUAAGGCAGCAGAUGAUCUAUAAUAAAUAUGUUAAUCUUGAAAAUGCCACAAGACUUUGGGUGGUUCCCAUUUUCUGACUCUCAUUGUAAUGUGAACCCCACCCCUUCAGUACAAGUGCGAGAUAACCGUAGAAAUCAAUGGAACAGAUUUUAAUGUGUUUCCAUCCCCAGACAAAUAAUAAAAAGAGAGGCAUUUAAGCCAUUUCUUUAUUAUCAUCAUCAUCAUCAUCCUUUGAAAAUUGCCCUGCUAUUACAAAUACCAAUGCAAAAGCAUCCAUUCCUGUGUUGGAAGGGGUUGUGGCUGAGAGAUAAUGGUUUACAACAGCCCUGUCAAUACUGAAAUUAUAUUGCAGUUUGGAGCUGAAUUCAUUGUGUACAACAACCCUCCCAUGUUGCCCAGUUACAUCAUAUCGCCUGUUACAAGUUGGGAGUCAGCCUAGGUUACAGUGCAACUGUGUAAGGUAGUCCGCUCUAUUAUGCCCCUAUUGAAGGCUGUGGAGCUGCUCUCAGAGACACUAGUUUGAGAUGGCUUUGCACUGUAGUCUACUGUUAAUAUUGCUGGUAAGAAGUGGGGCUGUGGCUCAUUCACAGUCAAAAAACAGCUCAUGCAAAGUGUAACGCAGUCCUUCCAAGUCAGUUUCAGUGCUCCACUGCCUUGCCUGCAGAAAAGGCACACUUUAAAAUAUUCCACAACUAAAUAAAAAAAAUCAAAAAAUCAAAUGUUUCACAAAAAAUAAAUGUGAACUUUUAUUUUUGCUUGUACCUUUUUGUUUUGGGGUGAACAAGCUGGAGCCUGAUCACAAAUACAGUAAAAUAUUUGAUUUCUCCAUUUAUUUCUCUGGCCAGUUCUCACUUCUGCCCUGUGAGAGAAGAAAAUGAACUUUUAAAAGACUGCUGAAAUCAGAAAUUAAAGGGAUUUGUCUCCAUAUAGAGAA